UGUCAGUGAAGCCCAAACCCAAGCCCAAGAAUGAGUGAAUGAGUGAGAAAGAGUGAAAAGAGCAUUGUUGUCGGUCUUCAUCAACAAACGCAUCCUUUAUUGAUUCUCAUCGCACAACCCCAACGCUGAAUGGAGCAACACAAGAAAAAAUGGAGGCUUUCCACUGAUUUUUCUCUAAUCAACAAUCUAGACGAUGGCUGUCUUAUGCACAUCUUUAGUUUUCUUCACCCUAUUCCAGAUCGGUAUAACACCGCCCUCGUUUGCCACAGAUGGCGAUUCUUGGCAUGUCACCCUCGGCUGUGGUUGCGAGUAGAUCGUUCUGUGAAAGAUUUGUCUCAUCCUGGAGUUUAUCCGAACAUUGAGAUGGCCGUAUCUGCUGCAAGGCCUGGGGACUCUAUACUGAUUGCUGCAGGAGGCAGCCAUCGUGUAUCAAAUAUUCAGAUUGAAAAGCCACUUUGCUUGAUUGGCGCAGGUGAGAGUCCUGAUGAUACAACUCUUAUUUGCUCCCGCAGUUCAGACAGCGCAUUAGAGUUCAUGUCCACAUGCAAGCUGGCUAAUUUGACUGUGAGGACAGAGCUCGGUUGCUGCUUGCUUCAUAGAAGCGGGAAGCUCACAAUUGAUGGGUGCAUUCUUCAGUGUGAGUCGAACCCUCUGGACCAUCUCUCCUAUGCAAUUAUCAGUACUGCUGGUGCUGCUGAGGUUGUCUCAUCAGCACUCGAGACUUGUAAUAAUGGUGUUUCGGUUGUGAGAACUCGAAUUGAAGGAGGUGCCAAAGCUGUCCUAACCAGUGGGACACUUUCGUUGCAACGAGUACGAGUCAUUUAUACUCGUACAUCACUCUUCUUCUGGUUUGAGGUAGAAGACGGCGACAAGAAUACUGUGGAACCUGCAUCCGUUGAAUUGCCAAUUAGUUAGUCAAUCUACUUCCGCUGGGUUCCAAUUGUCGUUAUCCUCUCGUCACCUAUCUUGUAAAAGAGGAAGGGCCUGAGAGAGUGUUGGCUGUACCUUAUUUUUCUAAUUCUGUACUCAGUUUUAAUGUAUCAUUGUGUAAUAGUUCUUGGUUCUUUAAUAACAGUAGUAGCUCUUCCAGUGAAAAGCAUUUCACUGUUGCUGAUGCA
Capsicum annuum is the source of this 1118-nucleotide messenger RNA. RefSeq names its product F-box protein SKIP5. Gene Ontology annotation, molecular function: protein binding. Bases 130 to 915 code for a protein of 261 amino acids. The transcript has 5 exons. Lineage: Eukaryota; Viridiplantae; Streptophyta; Magnoliopsida; Solanales; Solanaceae. The record is from RefSeq and is a predicted model, not a curated record.